AUGGGGAAUUUAUCUCCAGAGCGAGUAAAUCCCAACCCUGUAUUUUCUAACACAGGUGUAGACUUUUGCGGUCCAUUUUUCAUAAGGUACAAAAAUCAAAGAAAGGGUAAUUUACAUAAGGUGUAUGUAGCUAUUUUCGUUUGCCUAGUUACUAAGGCUAUACAUCUUGAAAUAGUUUUUGACUUGACAUCACAAGCAUUUAUUGCUUGCUUGAAAAGAUUCUUCUCACGUCGAGGGAAAUGCUCAACUUUAUUUAGUGAUAAUAGUAAAACCUUUAUAGGAGCCAACAAAGAAUUGAAAAAACUCGCUUCACUUGUUAAUUUUCCUGAUGAAAAUUUAUCAAGGUUUUUGGCAAUGGAAAAUAUCUCCUGGAAAUUUCUUCCCCCUCGGGCCCCUAAUUUCGGAGGACUCUGGGAGUCUGGAGUUAAGUCCUUCAAGCAUCAUCUAAAAAGAACUGUUGCUGAUGCAAAAUUAUUUUAUGAGGAGUUUUUAACUGUUAUUACUCAAAUAGAAGGCAUCCUAAACUCAAGACCUAUCUCACCUUUAUCUUCCGAUGCUUCGGAUUUAGAACCAUUAACUCCAGGCCAUUUUUUAAUAGGCAGGCCCAUAAAUUCUAUCCCAGAGCCUUCAGUAAUAAAUGAACUAGACAGUAAAUUAACCCGUUGGCAAAGACUGACAAAAAUAGUAGAACAAAUCUGGAAACGCUGGUCGAUUGACUAUCUAAAUCAUUUGCAAGACCGAAAAAAAUGGCGAUUUUCAAAAAAUAAUAUUAAGGAAAAUGAUAUGGUUAUACUAAAGGAGGAUAACCUUCCACCUUUUAAAUGGUGUCUUGGAAGAAUAAGCCAAGUUAUUCCCGGACAGGACGGCACAAUUCGUGUUGUAAUUGUCAAAACUAAAAAUGGUCAUUUUAAAAGACCAAUAUCUAAAAUUUGCCUCCUACCCAUUCAGACUUGA
Molecule: messenger RNA, 954 nt
Organism: Argiope bruennichi
Lineage: Eukaryota; Metazoa; Arthropoda; Arachnida; Araneae; Araneidae
Exons: 1
Coding region: 1-954 (317 amino acids)
Biological process (GO): DNA integration
Molecular function (GO): nucleic acid binding
Source: RefSeq, a predicted model, not a curated record